Acanthoscelides obtectus is the source of this 309-nucleotide messenger RNA. The record is from the annotation of a GenBank genome assembly. Lineage: Eukaryota; Metazoa; Arthropoda; Insecta; Coleoptera; Chrysomelidae.
AUGACCAAAGUAAUGAUACAGUGCUUAGACCCUGAGAUUCUAAGUGACUCUGACAUAGAAAUAAUGGACAGUUCUGUUGAAUGGAAUCCUUCCAAUGGUUAUGUGACUGGGUACAUUUUGGACAGACUCAAAAUUGAUAAGCAUGACGAGGAAAAGCGAUUGAAGUAUGCAAGUGAAGAUUUAACUAACCUGAUUGUUCUUCUGGAUGAAAAGUUGUAUGCAUUUUUAGAGCAGCAUGGUACAGAAGACCAACUGCAAAAAUUGACAGAAAAGGAAAUGAUAUUUGAACAAAUGUCUAGAAAAAGUUAA